AUGGCGCCGUCACACGAAUCGGGGUCCUGUCUGUGGAAUAGAAGGAUGCACAGGAGUUUCAUUUUCGCGAUUGGUAUUUUAAGUUUGCUCAUGUUAGUUGUUUACUAUCAAUACGACUUGUCAUCAAUAUCGAAAUUCCACCUAGACACACUAGCACCAGGAGGGUUGGGCGUGGUGGGCGAUUCUACAGCGACAGGAUCAAAUCCUUCAACCGGUGUAGCUUCGACAGGCUCAAAAGCAGAUUCGACUAAGACGAAAGUUGAAUUGGACCAGACGCGGGUUGCUCUGCUUCUCGAAACUCGGCCCUUACCUCAUUUGCCCGCUCUUCUCGCACAUUUUAUAUCUGUGUUACCCGCACCGUGGGUUUUCCGCUUCGUUGGAACCUCUGAAGCUAAUGCAUUGAUCUCCUCUUCCUCAUCUCUUUCCGGCCAUGUCAAGACCGGAAAACUAGUCAUUACCGAGCUCCCCGAGAAAUAUGCCAUCAAAGACCAAGAGACUAUAAGCAUGACUCUUACAGAUUUGACCUUCUACAGGGACUUUCUCGCUCCUGCAGAGUGGCUUCUGAUGUUUCAAAGCGACUCAAUGAUAUGCGCAGCCUCUGAGUAUGACAUAGAAGACUGGAUUUCCAAAGAUUAUUCCUGGGUAGGUGCCCCAUGGAAUAUGGCCGUAAAAGGUGGAAAUGGAGGAUUGAGUCUCAGGCAUAUCCCUCCCAUCCUUAAAAUCCUCGAAAAUGAAGUUCGUGAGCCCGGUACUCCGUGGGAAGAUCGUUGGAUAUGCGAUCGCCUCAUAGCAUCAAAUGCUGCCAAAAUGCCUGGACCAGAUGUAGAAGCCAAAUUCAGCGUGGAAAGCCAGUGGUAUGAGAAGCCCUUUGGUUAUCAUCUUAUAGGAAGUGGUAAAUUCUUGAUUCCAGCCGUCUGGGAUAAUAAAGAGCGCAGAAAGCAUAUUCUGGAAUAUUGCCCGGAAGUCAAAAUUGUCCUGGAUAUGGAUUUGAGCAGAGAGAAAGAGAAAUUGGCCAAGGAACUCGAAGAACUGAAAUCUCCAAAGGCUGCCACGGAAAAGGAGAAAGAGAAGGUAGAUGGACCCAAGUAA
Messenger RNA from Botrytis porri, 1089 nucleotides. RefSeq lists its product as uncharacterized. The transcript is spliced from 2 exons. The coding region runs from base 1 to 1089 and encodes 362 amino acids. The record is from RefSeq and is a predicted model, not a curated record. NCBI's taxonomy places the organism in Eukaryota, Fungi, Ascomycota, Leotiomycetes, Helotiales, Sclerotiniaceae.